Molecule: messenger RNA, 10356 nt
Organism: Pocillopora meandrina
Lineage: Eukaryota; Metazoa; Cnidaria; Anthozoa; Scleractinia; Pocilloporidae
Source: the annotation of a GenBank genome assembly
AUUUCAUUCUCAUCGGUCAACAUUCUCCUCUCCAUCACAGCAUUUCUUGGGAAUUCUCUUAUCCUUUUUGCUCUUCACAAGGAAUCUUCUCUCCAUCCGCCAUCCAAACUCUUGUAUCGUUGUCUGGCAACCAUUAAUUCGUUGGUUGGUCUUGUUGUCCAGCCUCUCUCUGCUACCUACAGGAUGUCCUUGGUUCAUGAACACUGGAGUUUUUGUCGAUACGCAAGGGACGCAAUCGUUAUAUCAAGCUAUGUAUUAUGCGGAGUCUCUUUGAUGAAGAUGACGGCCAUGAGCGUAGACCGACUUCUCGCCAUGUUGUUGGGACUGAGAUACAAAGAGAUUGUAACUUUGAGGCGCACGUAUAUCAUUUUAGCUAUCGUUUGGGUUGUAUGUCUAGUCACUGGUUUAUUCUUAUCUCAAUUACCAUAUAGGCUUUUGGUUCCUUAUCAUAACUGUACCACCUGGCCUGGUAAUCUCAGUCAUCUCGUACACAGAGAUUUUCCGCGCUCUCGUUCGUCAUCAGGCUCAAAUACAAGAUCAUGGCGCGAUACAGAAAGGCGGUGUACAAUGCACUGUAGGUGCAGUUAGCUUCAGUUGUCUGUUAUGUUCCACAGAUUACAGGGAGAAUUGCGAUCUAUCUUAAUGCAAAGAGAUUUUCGAGUUUCUUCUCGAUCUACGAAAUGGAAACUGUCUUAGGUAGACCUAAUAUCACGUUGGCUCUUCCUUCUAAAACUUAUUUGAAGAAUUUUAUUUGAUAAAAGAGAGGGGAAGAUUUGCUAUUUUAUGAUAAAAAAGGGUGAGGAAAAUUUGAAGAACUACUUCUAAAUAGCAUAUUGUACUUAAAUUAUCUAACGAACAACUAACAGGCGAAAAAUUGUAGUAUAGUAGCCAAUAACAAAACAAUAAUAUGUCGCCAAUCUGUGCAUUUGUAAUGAAGCAGUGAAGGCUAUCAGUUAUUUUGGAAUCGGAAUGCCCUCAAAAUUUUUCUUUGCGAUCAUAUCUUGAUGAGAUAUAUCACCUAAGAUCAGAAAUAUGGUUUAGUGAUAACGCGCUGUUAACGGAGCCAGCCGCUAGGUUUUGUCAUGAUUGGGAAUUAGCCAAAAUGUUUAUAACGAAACGUUGUAAAUUGAAGAUGCGGACUUUGUUAACAGCUGUUCAAACAUACAGAAGGAAUGCUUAGAAAAGAAGUUGAUCAUCUCUGUUUCACAUGGAGUUAUCGUUUGAGACCAGUCGUUUGCUUAAGAUUAAGCUCGCAAAUAAUGACAGAAGGAAAUUAUAAGAAGAAAUGAUUUUAAAAAAACUCUGACAUGGUUGAUACGACUAGCCAUUCUACAGUAUGUUACCAACAUCAAUUAGAACUGUUCAUCGAGUUGCCUCGUGAGUCUGCACUAUUUUGACCACUCUGAUGACGAAUAUCGUUGUCUAUAAGAGCACAGACCACAAUAAACCAUAGCCACGGUCGAUCUGUUAAAUGCAGAGUUUCCUACUAGCACCUAAUUAUGUAUAGUAAAUACAAGAUGAUUAGCAGGAAAAAAAAAAUUUGUCCGAAACGAAGGACAAUUUGUAUUGUUAAAGGUGUUUUUCGUUAACUGUUCAUCGCUACAUCUAUUUUCACACUUUUCAGGGCAUAAAGAUCCAGUCAACUUCGACACGUAGAGAACAAAGAACAUUAUUUUAUUUUAUUUUUUUUAGUGGUAACUAUGCAUCUGUAACCAUAUAUGAAUUCUGAGUAGUUUUAUGUAAUACAGUUUUCAGUUUUCCCCAAUACCGAUUAACGUCCUUAAAAACGUAUUUUUACCUUCAACUAAGAUAAUUCAUGCGUUCUAAGUUUACGUAAAUUAUAAAUUAAAAGUCGCCAAACCACCUUAUAUCGAUAAAAGUUUUAAUCUCUGGUUUAUUCUUUCAUCUCAAUUACCGUGUAGCUUUGGAGGUAUAUCAUCGUUCCUGGUAAUCUCAGCCGCCUUGUAUAUAAAUAUUUUCAUAUUUUGGUGCUCUCAGUCAUCAUCUGGCUAAAGUGUAAGAUCAUGUAAAACACGAGAAAGAAUAAACCAGAAGACUAGAGAUACAAUCCAAACGAUACCUAACAUGAUAUACGUGCGCCUCAAAGUUACAAUCUCUUUGUAUCUCAGUCCCAACAGCCGAACAAAACAAAUGCACCGAACAUGGUGCGAUACAGAAAGACAGUGUUCAGUGCACUGUGGGAUGCCGCCAGUAUUAGUUGUCUGUUAUGUACCAAGCUUAGCAGUGGAAGUUGUGAUGUAUACUAGUUUAAAACGAUUAUAGAAUUUUGUCAUUAUCAUCAUAAUCAUUUGCCAUAAUGGCGAAUGUUUUAUUUUUUUCAAAUCCAUUUUAAACCCGUUUCUUUACCGUUGGUAGAUCAGAUAUAAGAGAAGUACGAAAGCAGACAGUCCUACAAGCAAUUUGCCAUGCAUAUAUUUCGAUCUAUUCGGACGUUUACAUGUCCUGUUUCUUCCAAAGCUAUUUAUCAAUGAUGUUUGCCAGGAAUACCAUUUAAUAAAGAGAAAGGAAAACUAUAAAGAGUUACUUCUGAUUUUUUAUACUGUAUUCAAGUUAUAUCAAGAGCAACCGAAAGAUAAAAAAACUCAGUUCGGUAAGUAUAUCACAAGGAUAUCAUGUGCCGAAUUUACACACGUAUAAUGAAGCAAUGGAGACUAUUUCAGCUUUUCAAGCAGAAUGCACGAUUUUGUUGUUUUUUCAAAACUUGGAUGAAAUAUAUCACUUUGGCUCUGAUAUACGGUCAAGUGUUUAUGUAGUGAACCAGGAGCCUCGAUUUGUUUAUAACUUUGUAAAUAUGUAGACUUUGUUUUCAUCUGUUCAAAUAUUUUGAAGUCAAUUCUUAAGAAGUUGAUUAUCACUAUUUUUACAUAGAUUUAUCGUUUGAGAUCAAUCGUAUGCCAGAGAGCAAGUUCGAAAAUUAUGAGAAAAGAAACUUAUGGUAAGAAAUAGUUAAAAAAAACUCUAACAUGGUUAAUAAGACUUAAUUGAGGACCGUUACGAAUAUCGCAAAAUGAAAAACGCGUUGAAUGCAAAUUUCUGAUUAGUAAAUAAGAUGAAAAAGUUAAAGUUGCCAUAAAUGUCAUAAAUGUCAUAAAUGAAGAUAAAUCUCAUGGAUAAAAUAAGAAUCAAUUAAAUUUGGUCGGUAAUGUUUAAAUGUUCAAAAUUAUUUAUCGAUCGACUGAUUUCCGACUGCGAUAUUUAGACAUCGUAGACUUAUGUUCUAAAAUACUUCACAAAAUUUAAAAAAAAUGCUCCUUUAUUUACUUUGUCUUGCUGAGUCAUGAGCUAAGAUGGGCAACCCAAACUGAAACUGAUCUUUUAAUAAAAUAUAAUGAGCAUAUCUCUAUAAGCAGAGCUCAUAUUUAGUUGCAGUUGUUCUCACCAGCCUUUUCCAGGGGUUCGUUCAGUAAAACGGAGCGACACGGUAGUAGCGGUGGAAUGAUGAAACGGGGGAGUUUUGGGUCGGGUCGGGUCGGGUCGGGUGAACGCCGUUCUUUACCCGUCUAGACCCAAGCCUCACUCUUUUUCGGUGCGCCCUGAUUAUCGCGCCGUUUACUGUGCACUUCGCUUUACUAGCUGAACGCCUCAAACAGGCUGUGUUAUCACUCGAUAAGCUGUCACAGAAAAAGGCGUAAUGCAGAACACAAGAGACAGCACCAUAUAUUUUCUUCGAGUCAGAAGCGGAGCCACUUAUUACGAAUGAGGAAUCGAGAGACAAAGUAAAUGCAAUCACCUGUCGUAUACAUAACAACUUUAAUUUUUACUACGGUAAUGUUUUGCAAUCAAAUGAUUACUAACACAGAAAAUUUAAUUCAUCUUACUGAAUUGUUCAUUAAGCAAACAAUGUAAAGAGACUUCUGUGGCAUUAAAGUUCACACGGCAACCGGAUAGACAAUCAGACAUGGUUUGAUGCUACUCUGGUUUACAGAUUUAAUGAAUGUAAUCGAAGAAGUUACAAUUCAUCAUCUGUCAGUAGCUUUUAGUAAAGGUUUUCCUUGGUCAAACACUGAUAUUUUCAUUUUUUUAAAUUUUUUUAAAAUUUUUUUUAAACAAUGGUCACAGAGAUUAUAAAUUUGUCCCUGUUAUACGAUGCCAUAUCCAAAAUGUCGUUAACCAAUUACAGGUAACUGAGACAAACAGAAAUCUUCAGUAGCAAACUUCCGCCGUAAAAAAACAGUGAUAAUUUGCACACACAUCGUCACCCGUGGGGGGAGCAUUUGAAUUAUUUAUGAUCUUUUUACCAAUAUUUCCACCAUUUAAAAGUGUGACAUGUAGAUACAAAAAGAUUUAAAUAUUUUUAGAAUAACUUUGCAUCUCUAACCAACAUAAAUUUUGAAAUUGGAAUUUUUCUCUAAGUUUUCCUAAACUGUUAACAAUUUAUGUCAUCCCGAGAUCACGUGAAUUAAUAAUUCACGCUAUCAGCCGGGUAAGGCAACGAGUCCGAUCCAAACAACACGUCGGCCUAUGCGUUAAUCAAGGUGUCGGCCAACGGCAAUUGGUCGACUAUCGACGAACUGUCGGUCGACUUUGGAUAUCCUAUCACUGAAGGUUUAUUUGAGUAAAUGAAUUUUUUAAAAUCUUUUUUUGGGAAAUUAACCUAUCACAAAUGCAGUUUUACUUUCCUCCUAUUACUAAUUCAAAUUCGCGCAGAAAGACUGGCGUUUUUUGCUCUUUCGUGUCACAAACCUCACAGCGUUCCGGCAUUAUACAUAGUCAGACGCUAGUGAUGAACUUUUACUCUCUGCAAUUGUUAUCCAAAAAUUAAGGUUUAACCGACCUUGACUUAAAGGGUGCUGUUAAGACGAAACAUUCCUCGUUGUAUCUAAGGAUAACCUCCAAAAGAGUGGAAACGACAGCAAGAUGAUGGCGACAACAAAUCUAACUGAAAGUGGAACAUAUAUGCAAACAUUUCACGAAUCGCUAUGUUCCCCGAUUUGGUUAGGUGAUUUUAAACAACAGUCCAUUUCAUUCUCAGCAGUCAACAUUUUCUUCUCCAUCACAGCAAUUCUUGGGAAUUCCCUUAUCCUUGUUGCCCUUCACAAAGAAUCUUCCCUCCAUCCGCCAUCCAAACUCUUGUAUAGUUGUUUGGCAACAUCUGAUCUGUUGGUUGGUCUUGUUAACCAGCCUCUCUAUGCUGCCGGCUGGAUGUCCGUGGUUUACGAACACUGGAGUUUUUGUCGAUACGCAAGGGAUGCAACCGUCAUAUCAAGCAGUGUAUUAUGCGUAGUGUCUUUGAUGACGAUGACGGCCAUAAGCGUGGACCGACUUCUCGCCAUGUUGUUGGGACUGAGAUACAAAGAGAUUGUAACUUUGAGGCGCACGUAUAUCAUUUUAACUAUCGUUUGGGUUGUAUGUCUAGUCGCUGGUUUAUUCUCUUAUCUCAAUUACCGUAUAGGUCUUUGGUACCGCAUCAUAACCAUACCAUCAUGUCUGGUAAUCUCAGUCGCCUCGUACACAAAGAUUUUUCGCGCUCUCAGUCAUCAUCAGGCUCAAAUACAAGAUCAUGUUCAACGACAGCGGAGCCAACCAAGUGCACUGAACAUGGCGCGAUACAGAAAGGCAGUGUACAAUGCGAUUUGGGUGCAGUUAGCUUUAGUUGUCUGUUAUUUUCCACAGUUUAUAUUGAGAAUUGUGAUCUUUCUUAGUGCAAAGAGAUUUUCGAAUUUAUUCUUAAUUUACGGAAUGGGAAUUUUUAUACUUUUCUUUAACUCUACUUUAAACCCCUUCCUUUACUGCUGGAGGAUAAGUGAAGUGAGACGAGCAGUGAAGCAGACAAUCAGACAAGCAAUCUGCUUUGCAGAGGGGUAGACCUAUUUUAACGUUGGCAUGUACUGCUUCUUCUAUAACUUAUAUGGAGAUUCUGCUUAGAGUUUAACCCGAUUAUCGGAUUUCACCGUAAUCAAGGGUAUGGCAGAUGAUUUAGUAGUUUUCUUUAACUCGACUUUAAACCUGUUUCUUUGCUGUUAAUUUAAAAGCAAUCUUAUUACCAAUUUCGAAUAUUCAAGGGAAAUACGUGACUCUAUAACAGGCCGUGUACACAAAGCUGGUCUUUUGAGAAAACAUUCUAUCAUUUCAUGACAGUCGAGUACGAAGCGCGCUCUUAUGACAGCUCACCACUUCAGGUAUUAUUUCCGCGCUUAAAUUUCAUCUGAUGGUCAAAAAAAGACUUAUGUCAUUAAAAUUAUGAAAAAAGAGAAUAAGUAUAAUGAAAGGAUUAAAUCUUUGGUUUAAGAACUACUACGCUUUACCCCUUUUAUGUGGUUUUCCUUAACAUUUCUCUUUCAUUCUCGGAACUGUUACGAAUAUCACGGAAUGAAUUUAAGGUUGUAUGCAAAUUUUUGAUGAGUAAAUAAUAUGAAAAAGCUGACGUUGCCAUAAAUGUCACAAAUGAAGGUAUAUUUCAUAGAUGAAACGAGAAUCAUAAAAAUUUGGUGAGUCAUGUUUAAAAGUUCAAAAUUAUUUACCAGGAUCGACUGAUUUCCCACCUCGAUUUUUAGAUAUCGUAGAAUCUUGUUCUAAAAUAUUCCAGAAAAUUUUGAAAUGCUCCUUUAUUUAUUUUGUCUUGCUGAGUUAUGAGCUAAGCGAGGAAGCUAAGCUGAAACUAAUCUUUAAACAGAAUAUGAUGAAAUGAUGUAGAAUGUCACAAGCUGUUAAGCAUAUCUUUAUAAGCAGAGCUCGUGGUUAGCUGAAAUUGUGCAUGGCACGAUAGUAACGGUGGAGAGAAAAAAAAGAGGGAGGCUUGGGGUCGUGUCGGGUCGGGUCGGGUCGGGUCGGGUGAACGUUGUUCUUUACCCGACUGGACCUUAGCCUCACUUUUUUUCACACCGCCGUGACUAUCGCGCCGUUUAUUGGGCACUUCGUUUUCCCAGCUUCGAACAGGCUAUGUUGUCACUCGAUAAGUUAUCAAAAAAAGGUUUUAAUGCAGAAUACAACUGACUUCUACAGAUAUUUUCUUCGAGUCAGUAAUGUAAACUCUUAUUAGAAAAGAGCAAUCGAGACAAAAUCAAUGCAAUCAUCUGUUGUAUACAUGACAACUUUAAACAUUAUUAUGGUAGUUUUUCAAAAAAGUCAUACAAAACCCGGGCUAAAUAAUAUGGUCUUGGUGACAAUAGACUCACCCAAAGGAAGUCUUCAAACUGCUUCCUGACUUAGUAGAAUCUGCACUGCAACCUUUUUGUUUUUCAAUUUGCCGUACGUAUCUGAUCAUAAUUCUGACAAGUCCUGAUAUAACAGCAGCGCCUAAGCACUUCGUCAUCUGUCAAUAGCUAUCAAUAAAGGUUUUUCUUGGUCAAACACGGAUUUUUUUUCACCAUUUCUAUUGAAACAAUGGUCACAGAGAGUAUAACUUUGUCCCUGUUAUACGAUGCCAUAUCCAAAAUAUCGCUCAUCAACAUUAACAGGUAACAAGACAAACAGCAUUAUUCAAAAUCAAACUUCCGCCUUAGAACCAGAGAUAAUUGGCACACAAAUUUUCUCCGGUGAUAAGAAUGUUUGAAUUCCUUGUUUGUACAGGUGUACAUUGUUAGUGGUGUUUAAAAAAAAAAUGUUCACCGCUGCAUCUAUUUUCAAACAUUUUAGGACAAAAAGGCAGAGUUCAAGGCAGUUUAAUCGGUAGAGAGAUUCUCAUGAUCUCAAAGUUCCAGUCAGGUGCGACACGUAUAGAACAAAGAACAAAAAUACAAAUAUUUUUAGGAGUAACUAUGCAUCUGUAACAAUACAUUAAUUUUGAAUAGUUUUAUGCAAUCUAGAUUUCUAUUUUUCCCAUACCAAUUAUCCUUUUAAAAAAUUGGCAUUAUAGAUGUAGAAAAUAGAAUAAUUGAGACAAUAAGUUUUGGGCACGUUACUGAACUAGGGAAAAAAUAUUUUUCAAUCUUGUCACGUGCGUAGGACAAAGAAGAAACCUUGGAUUUCCCUACUGGAAAGUAUUGGGAAAACUUAUUACCAUAACAAUCACGAUUGGACGCAAAAGCGGGUCAAUAAAACUAACGAAGCGUCGAUUUUGUUGUGUUGAAAACUUAUUGGGGACAAGCAAUUACGAGUAAAAACUUAUGGAAAAGGUUCAAACUGUUUCGUAUACUUAACUCAACACUUUAAAUAAAUUAAAUUUAUCAUGCAUUUUUCUUUGCAAAUGGAUUGUUUUCUCAUGGAUAUUUGAAUCCCGGAGACAAAAAUGAAAUUCAACAUAGGAAUGCUCGAUUUACUUCAUGUUACUAGAAGAAAAGGAGACAAAAUUAUGGAAAUGUUUUCUAAAUAGUAUAUCACCUGUGGAAAUUAUGUGAUGAUAAGAAUGUUGCUGGUUUCAAUAGCACGGCCAUAAGUGUUUGUAUCUUGAAAAUCGUUCUCCCCUCUUACCUUGAUACGAAAUUUGCGUAAUUUGAAUAAAAAUAUACAUUACCGUGACAACUUGAAACACAUCUUUACAAACUUAAAAUAUUCGAUAUGCCAUGACCAUUAUCCAUUAUGAACCAGUACGUUACAAGUUUUUAUCAAAAUUUUACGCGAUCGGAGUCAGAAUAUUCUUAAUUAUCCGUCAGGAACGAAUUCAGACUAGGGUCAUUGUGUGACACUUUCUUAUUGUCGGCAUUAUGUUUUAGUCGGCCACUAGACGCGUGUGAGUCGCCAGUAUAGUCUGAAGAGAAGAUAGAUUGAAGGAUUGUCGAAAUAUUAGAGUAAUAGAAUUGGGAAAGAGGUAUGUCAUCUUAUUUAUUUUGAAUAUAUAUACCGAAACGUGUAUAAUCAAAGGUAGUUUUUUUUCGCUCAGGAUGUUUGUGCUGUUUUGAUUUAUUUGUAUACACGCCCCGCGUGUUCCGGUUUAGGACAUCUCAAUUAGUGUAUGGUAAUGGCAUAUUUUUAAUUGAUUUAUUGUAUUUCAGUUUUUACGAGCUUUCAAGUUUAAUAAACGAGUUGCGAUUUGAUAGACGCCUGGAGGUUCUGUCAAUAUAAAACAUUUCUCCGAUGCGGCGUUGUUAGGAUCGAUUGAUGUCAGCGUCCGCCCUAUUAAACAGCACUGAUUCGUUAGCAAAAUAUUAAGCAUAUCUCUACAUAUAUGUGUCAGUGGUGGAGCAACUUACUACGAAACAAGAAUGGAGAGCAAUGCAACUUUAAUUCUCACUACGGUAAUGCUUUGAAAAGGUUUCUGUAGCUUUAUGUAUUGCGCCAAUGAAAUGAUCGAAGAUUUAUGUUCGGUAGCAAAACCGCAUGGUAGAAAGAUAGUUUUGUUUUUCAAAAAAGCAAAAAAAAAAAAACCUGGGCUAAAAUAACAUGGUAUUGGGGUCCAUAGACUCAUCCGAGUGAAGUCUUAUAGUUGCUUCCGGACCGAGUAACAUCUGCACCGCAACCUUGAUCAUAAUUCUGACAAAUCCCGAAAGCACAGCACUGGCACAAGCACUUCGGCAUCUAUCAGUAGCUUUCAGUGAAGGUUUGGCUUAGUCAAACACUUAUUUUUUCACCAUUUCUUUUGAAAAACUGGUCACAAGGAGUAUAAAUUUGUCCCUAUUAUACGAUGCUUUACCUAAAAUGUCGCCAUUGCUCACACUGAGAGAAAACUUGGGUGCCAGACCUCUCAGGACACCUGGCCGAAUUUUAAUUGCCAACACUCGUUUGGUUGGGAAGCAUUUUGGUCGAAGAGCUGACAAGGGGAGAAGGUGUAAAGUUUGUGCAUGCACUUGAAAUGCAGGAGGGAACCUGAAACAUACCAAAGCUAAUUUUUUUUUUUAAUGUCCGAAAUGUGAUGCACACCUUUGUGAGCAUCCAUGCUUUCAAGAGUGGCACACCCUUUGAAGGCUCUGGUUUACUUUUGGGUGGAAAAGCCACAGAAAAAGUUGUUUUAGUUAUUUCCCAUACGUUAACUUCUUUGAUUAAAAUUUCAAUUUGCACAUUUAUUAAUACCAAGAUUCUGUCAAGAAAUUAUUAUUUUUCUACCUAAAGAUACACCCAAUAAACCAAGAAUUGUGCCAUGUGAACAACUGAUUUAAUAUUCUUCCCAAUGAUGUAUAUAUUGCAAAAAUGCAAUCUGCGAAAAAAUUGGAAACAACAAAAGGAUGUCGACUUUUGCUUUUUGGAUACUGCUGGUGUCGCUGGUUCAUGCUACAUUUUAGGCAAGAUCGAUUAGAUAUGUGGCACGGCGGUAUAUUUAUACGGCCUCUAUAUGCAACCUAUUGGAUGUCCGUGGUUCACAAACACUGGUACUCAUUUUACGCAACCAGCGUAACAGGCUAUGUGAUAUGUUCAGUGUCUUUGUCGAUGCUGACGGCCAUGGGCGUGGACCGAUUUCGCGCCAUGCUGUUGGGACUGAGAUACAAAGAGAAUGUAUCUCUGAGGCGCAUUAUAUCGCUUUAG